AUGGUUCAAAAGGUAUUGUUGCUUGGCUCCGGGUUCGUGGCGAAGCCCACCGUCGACAUUCUUUCCAAGACCCCCGACGUCGAGGUGACGGUGGCGUGCCGCACGUUGCUGAAGGCGCAAGAGUUGGCCGGUCUGGCCGCUAAGGCGAUCUCGUUGGACGUCACCGACGAGAAGGCGCUCAACGACGCCGUGGCCAACUUCGACUUGGUGAUCUCGUUGAUCCCCUACAUCUACCACGUCAACGUCGUCAAGGCCGCCAUCGCCAACAAGAAGCACGUCGUCACCACCUCGUACAUCAACCCGCAAUUGCGCGAGCUCGAACAGCAGAUCAACGACGCCGGCAUCACCGUGAUGAACGAGAUCGGGUUGGACCCCGGUAUCGACCACUUGUACGCCGUCAAGACCAUCGAGGAAGUGCACAAGGAGGGCGGCAAGAUCAAGCUGUUCUUGCUGUACUGCGGCGGUUUACCUGCUCCUGAAGCCUCCGACAACCCCUUGGGCUACAAGUUCUCGUGGUCGCUGCGCGGGGUGUUGUUGGCGUUGAGAAACUUCGCCAAGUACUGGAAGGACGGCGAGAUCGUCGACGUCAAGUCCGAGGACUUGAUGGCCACCGCCAAGCCCUACUUCAUCUACCCCGGGUUCGCGUUUGUCGCCUACCCUAACCGGGACUCGACCACUUACAAGCAAUUGUACAACAUCCCCGAAGCCGAGACCGUCAUUCGUGGUACCUUGAGAUUCCAGGGUUUCCCUGAGUUCAUCAAGGUGUUGGUCGACAUCGGCUUCCUCUCGGAAGAGCCCGCCGCCAUCUGGGACAAGCCCGUCCCCUGGAAGGACGCCACCGCUCAAUUGGUCGGCGCCGCCCUGUCUGACGAAAAGGACAUCGUCGCCAAGAUCGACUCGUUGACCAAGUUCAAGUCCGACGAGGACCGCGCCAGAAUCUUGGCUGGGUUCAAGUGGUUGGGUCUCUUCUCCGACAAGCCCACCACCCCCAGAGGCAACCCCUUGGACACUUUGUGCGCCACCCUUGAGGAAUUGAUGCAAUACGAAGAAGGCGAACGCGACUUGGUGUGCUUGCAACACAAGUUCGGCAUCGAGUGGGCUGACGGCACCGAAGAGGUGAGAACCUCUACUUUGGUCGACUACGGUGACCCCAAGGGCUACUCGUCGAUGGCCAAGCUUGUCGGUGUCCCCUGUGCCGUGGCCACUCAACAGAUCUUGAACGGCACCUUGUCGAAGAGAGGGUUGUUGGCGCCGAUGACCUCGGAAAUCAACGACCCCAUCAUGAAGACGUUGAAGGACGAGUACGGCAUCUUCUUGACCGAAAAGACCAUCUCGUAG
This is a messenger RNA of Diutina rugosa, 1338 nucleotides long. It is a transcript of the gene LYS9, whose product is annotated as saccharopine dehydrogenase (NADP+, L-glutamate-forming). Bases 1 to 1338 code for a protein of 445 amino acids. The record is from RefSeq and is a predicted model, not a curated record. Gene Ontology annotation, molecular function: saccharopine dehydrogenase activity. Gene Ontology annotation, cellular component: cytoplasm. NCBI's taxonomy places the organism in Eukaryota, Fungi, Ascomycota, Pichiomycetes, Serinales, Debaryomycetaceae. The transcript has a single exon.